AUGGGGUCGUGCGGUUCUAUUUCUCAUGCCAAUUAUAUGGAACGAGGCGAAGGCAUUUCGAGCGGGGCUGAACGUGGCAAUGGAGCGGCGUUUUCUCGGCAGGCCGAGCUAGACGUGGACUUGCCUUUUGCAGACCACAAUCCCGGCGCCAAAAUGGCUCUUUUUCACUCCCAGUUGAAGUCCAAAAAACGGUCUUCGUCAGCGUUAGCAAUGCAACGGGUUCUUGGCGACCACGGCAGCAAAAUGAAGAAGAUAAACAACGAUAAGUUCUGGGGUAGCUUCACUGUGCCGCCAAGAAGGGGCUCAACGGGUGAGUGGAAAAAAGCAAGCUGUGGUGUACGAAGGAGGAUGAGCAGCAUCAUGAACGGGCUCGGAAAUCCAAUGAACAAUCUCUUGUGCAAGAAUGAGAAUGAGGAUAUGGAGGGCCACCUGCAGCGCAUCUUCGCACUCUUGGACACACAAGGGAAGCACAAAGUCUCGGAAGAGGCCCUUCUGCAGAGGUUAGGUGCGCAGUUCUCAAAACAAAGUAUGAAGGCAAUGUUCGCCGUCGCGGACGGCGAUAAGGAUGGAUAUUUGAAUUGGAACGAAUUUUCAAACUUCUUUCGCUACAUAGCGGGCACAGGUUGUGUUUUUGCCGAAAGCGCGGAUGUGUACUCUGCCUUGGAGUCCAAGUUGAAUCUUCGCGAAGCAGCAGCAAAGGUUUCAUUUUGGAGACAUCAAGACUUGUAUGAUGUCAGGAUUGUAAAUUUGCCAAGUCAGGCUGGUCGCAUUCAGUGCAUUGCAAUGGCGCCUGGUCUGGCUUUGUACGCCGUAAGCCACCUAGAUACCUCUGUUGCUCAUGUUUAUAAGUUAAACGGUGUGGAGGUUCUCCAUCUGACGGGACACUCGGAGUUUCUGCUAGGCAUCGCGUUUUCUCCAGAUAAAAAGUACCUUGCGACGGCGUCGCAGGAUUGGGCGCUAAACCUGUGGGAUUCAACGGUGGGUCAGGUGAUCACGUGUGUGCAACACGAGGGCGUGGUGACGGCUGUGGCCUUUUCCUACAACAGCCGGGUGCUAUACACCGGCUGCCAGGACAACGCUGUUCGCAGGCUUACCGUCCCAGAGGGGGGGCUCAAUGCCGUGCUGAAGGAGUUGCCCAACAGACAAGACGGGGCGAUUGUGGCCUUGGCUACCCAGCACACCAGGGAUGAAUGGGUAGUUUUUUCGCGGAGCUGUGACGAGUGCGCGUGUUUGGCCGACGCCCAACGCCUCUCUACCGUGAGGCGGUUGUAUGGGCACGAGGGUGUCGUGUGGCACGCACGGUUUAGCCCCGAUGAUUCUCUUAUUUUAACUGGAUGUGGAAGUAGGCUGAACAUCUGGGACGCCAACUCUGGCACGCUUGUCAUUACAUUUGAUAGUAAAAGAGUGAUUAACAGUAGAAGUGGCGGCUGCUUCACCUCGGCGGUUUUUUUCCCCAUGGAGUUUGGAAACAUGCUGAUUGUCUUCACCUCACUUAGACAGUUCUACAUUAUGCGGAUAGAGACUGGCGACAUUGUCCUGGAUAUGACGUUGCGGGCGCCUGUGUACGCCACAGCGAGCGAUUUUGCUGGUCGCAGUCUGGUGUGUGGGGACGUGUAUGGAAACGUUUAUAACAUACAGCUCUGCUGCUGA
This is a messenger RNA of Trypanosoma conorhini, 1650 nucleotides long. Its product is annotated as protein kinase. Gene Ontology annotation, molecular function: calcium ion binding; protein binding. Lineage: Eukaryota; Euglenozoa; Kinetoplastea; Trypanosomatida; Trypanosomatidae. The transcript has a single exon. The record is from RefSeq and is a predicted model, not a curated record. The coding region runs from base 1 to 1650 and encodes 549 amino acids.